Molecule: messenger RNA, 5032 nt
Organism: Plutella xylostella (diamondback moth)
Lineage: Eukaryota; Metazoa; Arthropoda; Insecta; Lepidoptera; Plutellidae
Gene: fliI
Product: FLII actin remodeling protein
Biological process (GO): myofibril assembly; barbed-end actin filament capping; actin polymerization or depolymerization
Cellular component (GO): actin cytoskeleton; nucleus; cytoplasm
Molecular function (GO): phosphatidylinositol-4,5-bisphosphate binding; actin filament binding
Source: RefSeq, a predicted model, not a curated record
CUAUACGGUGACAUCUCGUCUCGUGAGGGCAAAAUUUUCACUCACAGUCACAGUUUUUGUUAGAAUUUGUAACGAAUAGUUUACAAAUGAGUCUCAAGCCAAUUUAAAUACCCAGAAGACAUGGCUAACACAGGCCUAUUACCAUUUGUUCGUGGUGUGGACUUUAGUAAUAACGACUUCAGCGAUGACCAAUUCCCCGAUGCUAUUCGAUAUAUGACAGGGUUACAAUGGCUUAGACUUGAUAAAACCUGUUUGGCAGAAAUUCCUGAAGAAUUAGGCAAACUUAUGAAAUUGGAAAAUCUAAGCAUAAAGAAGAACAACCUAGAGAAGCUAUUUGGUGAGUUGACGGAGUUGAAAUGUCUGCGGUCACUGAACGUGCGGCACAACCGGGUGAAGAGCUCCGGCAUCCCGGCCGAGCUGUUCCACCUGGAGGAGCUGACCACGCUGGACCUGUCGCACAACCGGCUCAAGGAGGUGCCCGAGGGACUGGAGCGGGCCAAGUCCCUGCUCGUGCUCAACCUUAGCAAUAACAAAAUAGAGAGCAUACCACCAACGUUGUUUGUGCAACUGACGGACCUGUUGUUCCUGGACUUGUCGGGCAACAUGUUGGAGACGCUGCCCCCGCAGAUGCGGCGCCUAGUCAACCUCCAGACCCUCAUCCUGAAUGAUAACCCACUGGGGUUGUUCCAGUUGAGACAGCUGCCUUCUCUGCAGAGUCUCGAGACUCUUCACAUGCGCAACACUCAGCGGACCGUGGCGAAUCUGCCGACGUCGCUGGACACCCUGUGCAACCUGUCCGACGUGGAUCUGUCCAUGAAUGCGUUAACUAAGGUCCCCGACGCUCUCUACUCGUUGCAGAGCUUGAAGCGAUUGAAUUUGAGCGACAAUGAGAUUACUGAGAUUUCUUCUGUAAUGGACGUGUGGCAGAAGCUCGAGAGCCUAAACCUAUCACGGAACAAGCUGACGUCACUUCCUGCGUCCCUGUGCAAGCUCCAAAACCUGCGUCGUUUGCACGUGGAUGACAAUAACCUGGACUUUGAGGGCAUCCCGUCAGGGAUUGGCAAGCUGAGCAGUCUAGAGGUUUUCUCUGCGGCUAAUAAUGCCUUGGAGAUGAUACCGGAGGGGCUUUGCAGAUGCGGCUCGCUAAAGCGCCUAAACUUGAGUAGCAACAAGCUAAUAACUCUCCCGGAUGCCAUCCACCUCCUGAGCGACCUGGAGAGUCUCCAACUACACAACAACCCUGACCUGGUGAUGCCUCCGAAGCCAGUUGAGAGGACUCGAGGGUCUGGAGUCCAGUUCUACAAUAUAGACUUCUCGCUGCAAACUCAACUGCAAUUGGCUGGAGCGGUGACCAAUGAGAACGUUAAUCAGAGUAGUGUGAAGUCGGACCCUAUAGCUCGCAAGCUGCGCCUGCGCCGCGGCCGCCCGGAGCCCGAACAGAAGGACUCCGCCCUCAUUCUCAAAGGCAUGCAGGAGCAAGCCAACACCCAGCAUAGCGACGAGCUGCAAGACUGCCGGAACAGCGAGCUCAAACCCAAACGCUGGGACGAGAGUCUGGAGAAGCCGCCGCUGGACUACUCGGAGUUCUUCGACGAGGACACGGGGCAGGCGCCCGGCCUGCAGGUCUGGGAGAUCGAGAACUUCAUACCUGCGCCUGUUGAUGAGGUGGCCCACGGCAAGUUCUUCGAAGGCGACUGCUACAUCAUUCUGAAGACAUCGGUGGAAGAGCAGGGGCAGUUGACUUGGGACAUACACUUCUGGAUCGGGUCGAAGGCUACGCUGGACAAAGGCGCCUGCGCGGCCAUGCACGCAGUAAACCUGCGCAACUUGCUCGGCGCGAGACGCACACAGCGACACGAGCAGGGGGACGAAAGUGCGGACUUUCUGGCCCUGUUCCCGACGCCGCCCGUGUACCUGCAGGGCAGCCACACGCCGUCAGGGUUCUAUACUGUGGAUGAUCCGCACUACGUGACCCGCCUGUACCGAGUCCACGGCUCCGGCAACAGCAUCCAUCUGCAGCCUGUGGAGCCGCGCGCCUCCUCGCUGGACCCCCGCCACGUGUUCAUACUGGACACCGGGCUCGUCAUCUACUUGUGGAACGGCAAAAAAGCUAAGAACACGCUCAAAUCGAAAGCCCGCUUAUUCGCCGAGAAGAUCAACAAGGAGGAGCGCAAGAACAAGGGCGAGCUGGUGGCGGAACCCCACGGCAAGGAGCCCAGGAAGUUCUGGCAGACCUUAGAGUAUGAUGGGGAUACGCCCUUCGUGCCUACGGAGCACGUGCCCGAGGACUUCGCGAUAACCCCGCCGCGCCUCUACCGCGUGGAACUAGGGAUGGGGUACCUGGAGCUGCCGCAGCCCGAGGAGGCGCUCACCAGGGAUGUGCUUGCGUCCAGGAAUGUGUACAUACUUGAUGCGAAGAAUGACGUGUUUGUAUGGUUCGGCAAGAAGUCGUCCCGCCUGGUCCGAGCGGCCGCGGUGAAGCUGGCCCAGGAGUUGUUCAACAUGGUGCCGCGGCCGCCGCACGCGCUCGUCACGCGCCUGCAGGAGGGCACCGAGACGCAGGUGUUCAAGACAUACUUCCCCGGCUGGGAGGAGGUGAUCGCGGUGGACUUCACGCGAACAGCCGAGUCCGUGGCGCGCACCGGCGCCGACCUCGCCGGCUGGGCCAGGCAGCAGGAGACCAAAGCGGACCUAUCAGCCCUGUUCACCCCACGGCAGCCGCCAGUCAGCCUGGCCGAGGCCACAGCUCUAGCCGAAGCGUGGAACGGGUCCCUGGAAGCUAUGGAGGCAUUCGUUCUGGAGGGCCGGACAUUCACACGUUUACCUGAGAAGGAGCUAGGAGUGUUCCACUCGAAGGAUUGUUAUGUGCUGUUGUGCCGCUAUACUAAUACUAAUCAGGACGACGAGGAAGAGGAGACAGACGCCGAGGACUCGGACGCCGACGCCGCCAACUGGGUCGUCUACUUCUGGCAAGGUCGCCUGGCCCCCAACAUGGGUUGGCUAACCUUCACGUUCGGUCUAGAGCGCAAGUUCAAGCAGCUGUGCCGGCGCCUGGAGGUGGUCCGCACGCACCAGCAGCAGGAGGGGCUCAAGCUGCUCGCGCACUUCCACCAGCAGAUCCUCGUGCGGGGCGGCGCGCGCGCAGCCAAGCCGGAGGGCAAGCCGCAAGUGGAGCUGUUCGAGCUGCGCAGCAACGGGUCGCCGCUGUGCACGCGCCUCGUGCAGGUCAAGGCCGACGCCUCGCAGCUUAACAGCGCCUUCUGUUACAUCCUCUACGUGCCUCUAGAGAGCGCCGGCUCGGAACAAGAGUCCGCCAUCGUGUACGUGUGGGUCGGCGGCAAGGCGGACGCGGAGAGCGCGCGCCUCAUCGAGCAGCUCGCCGAGAAGUACUUCAACAACCCGUGGACCAGUCUGCAGGUGAUAAACGAGGGCAGCGAGCCGGACAACUUCUUCUGGGUGGCGCUCGGCGGCCGGAAGCCCUACGACACCGACGCAGACUUCCUCAACUACACCAGACUGUUCCGCUGCUCCAAUGAGAAGGGAUACUUUACUGUUUCGGAGAAAUGCACCGAUUUCUGUCAGGACGACCUCGCGGACGACGACAUAAUGAUCCUGGACAACGGCGAGCAGGUGUUCCUGUGGCUCGGCGCCAAGUGCUCCGAGGUCGAGAUCAAGCUCGCCUACAAGUCUGCGCAGGUAUACAUCCAGCACAUGAAGACCGUCCAGCCCGAGCGGCCGCGCAAGCUGUUCCUCACGCUCAAGAACAAGGAGUCCAAGCGAUUCACCAAGUGCUUCCACGGCUGGGGCGAGCACAAGCGGCCCCCCGAGUAAUGGAGACAGUAGCGGAGCUUGGAAUAAUCAUUGCGGUUGCAUUCCGAACAUGCUACCGUGGCGCGUAGGAACUGUUUGUCUACUGUUUGGUGCUUACUUAUAAUCUACUAAAGUAAAAUGCAGUGAUUUGAGAGCUGAUCACACAGAUACGAGUACACUGCGUCAAACUUAUUACAGGCUUUUUUUUAAUAGACGGUCCCAGCCUUGACGUGUUUUGCCAUUAAAAAUAUUUAGCGACGAGAGCAUGUUUGGGAUAUGACCUGUUUUUAGUUAUUUUAGAUGUUGGCGCUAUGUGUGUGCAUUGGAGAAUUUCAUGUAGUUUUAAAUGUUUCGAAUUUCUAGAUGAAAGGCGAUUUGGUGACCCAAUACAAUAACACACAAGCUGGAAAUUAAUGCCUGUUACCUAAAGAAAUGUAAAUAAUAUUAUGUUUUGUACCUGGAAUAAUUUAUGAGAUCCACUUAAUUAUCAGUUCAAGUUCUAAUACACAAAUAAACUAAUUAUUUAAAUUUUAACAUAAUUAGCAAAUACUUAAUUGAAAUCUAAUUCUAAUAUCCUAAUGACUGCAGAUCAUUUCAUAUUAAUUAAUUAGAUUUUGCUACCAACAUUGUCCAUUUAUUUGUAAUAUUACCAUAAAUAUGUAUGUAUAGUGUAACUUUUAUUGCCUUGGCUGCCAUAAUGGACCACCUUUUACAGUUGUUUUGAUUUUUAUGCCUAUUGUAUACAAUAAUAAAAUUGUCCAUAAAGGGCUUCCUGAAGCUAAAAGGAUCGGAUGAUCUAUAGGAAAGAAAAGACUGAUUCACACCAUUUUCAAGUCAUUUAUUUGUGUUUUCUCAUCUUUACAUUUAAAAUAUUAAGCACAAGUGAUGAGAAGUAUUCUAUGAGAUAAUGGUUUGACUAGCACAGUAGUGGGGUUUGCAUUUUAUUAUGUUACAGUAAUUUCUGCAUUUUUAUUAUCAUUUAUCAAAAAAAGCUUUGUAACCAUCAAUUGUAUUAUUAUGUAAAUUAUACCAUGUAAAUAUGGAUUGAAUUAAAACUUAAAUAACAUAUUAGGUACAUACACAUUAUGUAAAGAAGUAUUUACUAUCUGCCUUGUAAUGUCCGAAGAUUUUAACUAAUUUAUUGUAAGCACAAAACUUUUAAUAUAUUUUGAGUUUUAACAUUCUUAUAAAUUAUUGUAAACAUUAAAAAUAAUAUAACUUA